GAUGAACAACUCGGAUACUCAACAUGGCAGCUGAGGGGGUGCAAAAUAGGUUACUAUGUGAAAUAUGUCUGUUUUAAAUACUGAAUCUGUCACAUAAACAGAUAAACACGCAUAAACCUAUGGAUAAGCUUCUGUUGAUUGGGCCGUUGAGGACUUUGAAAGGACAACAAUGACUGUGAGGACUUUUUCGAGAGUGUCAAUGAGGACACUGCUCGACUUUGCCCUGUUUCUGCGACCCAUGAGUAGCUCUACUUUAAAAGCGUAUUUCGAGAGUGCCUGUAAAGGAGGGAUCGUUCUCAAGUCCGCAUCUACUGAUAUUUUCCAAAACCUGGCUUUGGAGGACUGGAUACACGAGCACAUAGACGUGCAGGAGCGAAGCGUGCUGCUCCUGUGGAGAAACUCGCCAGCUGUAGUUAUCGGUAGGCACCAAAAUGCUUGGCAGGAGUGCAACCUGAGUUUGAUGAGGAGCAUGGGAAUACCAUUAGCUAGGCGUCGAAGCGGUGGUGGGACGGUUUUCCACGAUUUGGGAAACAUAAACUUGACCUUUUUCACCUCCAAGAAGAAGUAUGAUCGUCAUAGGAACCUAAGAGUAGUUACUGGUGCUUUGAAGGACCUGAGGCCUGAUCUGGACGUUAGUGCCACGGAUAGGUUUGACAUUGUCCUUAAUGGCAUCUAUAAGAUCUCAGGCACCGCUGCAAAGUUGGGUAGAACAGCUGCUUAUCAUCACUGCACCCUUCUUUGCUCUUCUGAUCGAUCCUUGCUCUCCUCGGUGCUUCAAAGCAACUGCAAAGGAAUCAAAAGCAACGCCACCCCCAGCGUACCUUCUCCUGUGAAGAACCUCCAGGAUGAGGACCCGUCCUUGGAUCUCAGUGCCAUUAUGGGAGCUAUAGCUUCCCGCUACAGUGCAGAGUUUGGGUUUGACAGCCCUGUCAUCACUGUGGACCCCAGUGUGGAACAAUUAAUGCCUGGCAUUCAUAAAAUGGCAGCUGACCUACAAGCCUGGGAGUGGGUUUACGGCAGGACCCCCAAGUUCAGCAUCUGCACGUCUUUUACAGCUGAAGGUGCAAACAUAGGACUUGAUAUGGACAUCAAGAAUGGCGUUGUAGAAAAGUGUGCCAUGGACAUACCCCACCAUUGGCUACCUCCUGAAGUUGGGAAGGAACUGUGCUCUGCCCUGACGGGCAUCCGGUUCUGUCCAAGUGAAGUCGCAGUGGUUGUGGCAGCCUUCAUGAGAACGGUCUCACAGGCUCCUGACCUUGCCAGAAAGACCCAGAGUGUCUAUGAAAAUGUUGUGGCAGUGAUGUGAAUAAAACAUUUCUUAAUUCAUCUUUCUUUUGUCAUGUUCAGAUAUAUGUUGAACACACAACCAUGUGCCCUAGCAGCUUAUGCAAUCCCUGCACUGGCACUUUAA
Molecule: messenger RNA, 1411 nt
Organism: Colossoma macropomum (tambaqui)
Lineage: Eukaryota; Metazoa; Chordata; Actinopteri; Characiformes; Serrasalmidae
Gene: lipt1
Product: lipoyltransferase 1
Exons: 1
Coding region: 170-1306 (378 amino acids)
Biological process (GO): protein lipoylation
Cellular component (GO): mitochondrion; cytoplasm
Molecular function (GO): lipoyltransferase activity
Source: RefSeq, a predicted model, not a curated record